CAAAUCAUACAAUUCAGAUCUUUAAAUAAAUACUGAAAAAAAUCCGGACCUGGAACUUCAAAAUUGGUAGCAACAGUGUAUUCUAGAAAGGAUAGGUUUGAUUUGACUUGAAAAUUAAAUUAAAAUGGAUUGGGACUGCAAUUUUACGAAUUUGGUUGCUCUGGUAUUUCUGGGAUUUUCCUUAUUUCUGUAUUUUCAGUUUCAAUCUCCAUCUUCUUCGGGCCACAUUCAUGGCUUGGCUGAAGACGCUUCCCUAAAGUCCAUAUACCACUUCACGGUCAAGGACAUUCAUGGGAAUGAUGUAAGUUUAAGUGAAUAUGAGGGGAAAGUUCUCGUGAUUAUGAAUGUUGCUUCAAAAUGUGGUUUAACGCAAUCAAACUAUAAGGAGCUCAAUGUUUUGUAUGAAAAACACAAAAACAAAGGUUUUGAGAUAUUAGCAUUUCCUUGCAACCAGUUUGCAGGACAAGAACCUGGAACCAACAAACAGAUUCAGGAAGCUGCGUGCACAGUGCUUAAAGCAGAAUUUCCUAUUUUUGAUAAGGUUGUAAAUACUUUUCCUUUGUUAAUGUUAUUGUAUCUUUCAUUCUUUGCUUUUGGAUCAAAGUGCACUUACAAUUUAUUGUUUCCCUCUUACAAUAAGCAAUGUUAGUAUCUUGAACUGCA
Hibiscus syriacus is the source of this 663-nucleotide messenger RNA. RefSeq names its product probable glutathione peroxidase 2. Lineage: Eukaryota; Viridiplantae; Streptophyta; Magnoliopsida; Malvales; Malvaceae. The transcript is spliced from 4 exons. Gene Ontology annotation, biological process: response to oxidative stress. Gene Ontology annotation, molecular function: glutathione peroxidase activity. Gene Ontology annotation, cellular component: cytosol. The coding region runs from base 125 to 649 and encodes 174 amino acids. The record is from RefSeq and is a predicted model, not a curated record.